Capsicum annuum is the source of this 786-nucleotide messenger RNA. The record is from the annotation of a RefSeq genome assembly. NCBI's taxonomy places the organism in Eukaryota, Viridiplantae, Streptophyta, Magnoliopsida, Solanales, Solanaceae.
AUGCCUCAACUAGAUAAAUUCACUUCUUUCACACAAUUCUUCUGGUCAUGCCUUUUCUAUGUUAUUAUUGUUCUUCUUAGGUUUUUAAAUAUAGAUGAACGACUUUACUUUCUUUAUGUAAAGAAUUCGGCCUUUCAACGGGUCGUUUUAUACUUGAAAUUUUUUGUGAUUUUCUUUAUAAUAAUGCGCGCGGGUUUUCUCCUUUGGCACAACUACAAUCAUAUCCUUCUUUCUCCUUGUGGGAUUCUUCCCUCGGAACUAAACCUUCUGGAGUUCUAUCUGAAACAGUCGGACCCAGAAUGGGUGGAAUAUGUACAUCAAGUGCUAAAAACGACCCCGAUACAUUCAGCCACAUAUGAAGUAAUGGUCCGAGACUUCCUAAACACGGAGAUGUGUUUUGUAACUCGCGACCAGAUUUCCUCUCUCUAUCAACUCAUUUUUUAUGGUCGAGAGGAUCCCCAAUUAUUCAUUGAUCCACAAGACCUAGAUUCCAUACUCAAAUUGCACCUUGAACCCCUCGAAUUCAAUCACCCGGCUCUAUGCCAGGUCUUGGAAAGUUUGUCUUUCGAAAGAGAGACAUCCCCAUUCUAUUUUGAGGUAAAAAGGACCCAGGCAGAGCAUUUCCAGGGCUUUUUAAAACAAAAGCACCAAGCCCAAUUGGAAAUGCAACAUCGCCGAGAAUUAAAAGAGUUAUGGGAAUCCCUGUCGAGAAGGAACGCUUUUCUAAGCGAAGAAAACGCCUCUCUAAGAGAAAGACUUUUUAUUCUCGACGGGGAAGCCCCAUAA